GGUGGGGGUGUGGGUGCUUCGAAACGUGAUACAUUUCAAAUAGUACGGCUGCCUGCUUGCUGAAGCUAUGUUUGUGCACUAAUGGAUGAAAUCAGCCAUGGCUAACAGGAGCAACAUCCCUGUUUUGUAUGCUGGCGUGGAAGGUGGUGGCAGCCAUUCCGCCAUAUCUCUGUUUGAUGCGUCCGGAAAAUGUCUGGCCGAGUGCGACGGACCCUGUAUUAACUUCCUCCUCAUCGGCAUGCCCGAGGCGGAGAGCCGGAUCCGCGGGCUGGUGGACGAGGCCCUCAAAUUGGCCGAUCUGCCGCAGAACACCACGCUUCGAUCCCUGGGCCUGAGCCUGAGCGGCUGCGAGGUGGCCGAGACGAACGAGUCGUUCCGUCAGGGCCUGCUGGAGCGCCACCCGACCAUGACUGAGGUCUGCUACGUCUGCAGUGACACGGUCGGAACCAUCGCCACCGCCUUCGAGGAUGGUGGGCUGUGUCUGAUCGCCGGCACCGGCUCCAACAGCCUGCUGCUGAAGGCCGACGGCAGCACGCACCGGUGCGGCGGCUGGGGUCACCUCUUCGGCGACGAGGGCAGCGCCUGGUGGGUGGCGCACGAGGCCAUCAAGUGGGUGUUCGACGAGGAUGACAAUCUCCGCCGGCCGCCGCACAGCACCGACGCCGUGCGGGAGGCCAUUCACACCUGCUUCGGCGUGAAGGACCGGUUCGGCCUGCUGGCGCAUGCGUACACCAACUUCCAGAAGCAUCGGUUCGCCACGCUGUGCGGCCACGUGGCGGCGGCGGCGCGGCUCGGCGACCCGCUCAGCCUGCAGCUGUUCGAGGAGGCCGGCGCCUGGCUGGGACGCCACGUGGUCGCCCUGCUGCCCCACGUCGACAAGGAGAUGCUGACGGCCGAGAGAGGGCUGCAGGUGGCCGUGGCCGGCGCAGUGUUCCGCUCGUGGCCGCUGCUGCGCGACGGCUUCGUGGCGGCGACAGGGCCGCACGUGGCGGCCUUCCAGCUGCUCGAGCUGCGCGGCUCGCUGUGCAGCGCUGGCGCCAGUAGCGCCGGCCACCGGCUGCCGCGCGACUGCUCCCAGCAGACCCGGCUGCUCUGCAGCUGGCGCCAGUAG
Messenger RNA from Pollicipes pollicipes, 1111 nucleotides. RefSeq names its product N-acetyl-D-glucosamine kinase. The coding region runs from base 86 to 1111 and encodes 341 amino acids. Gene Ontology annotation, molecular function: N-acetylglucosamine kinase activity. NCBI's taxonomy places the organism in Eukaryota, Metazoa, Arthropoda, Thecostraca, Pollicipedomorpha, Pollicipedidae. The record is from RefSeq and is a predicted model, not a curated record. The transcript is spliced from 10 exons.